AUGGUAGCUGCCCAGCUUCGGCGACACCACCAUGUGGAAUUGCUCGAAAUUAAUGCUGCUCCGAUCCUGAGCCGAUUUGUGCAUGAACUGAUGCUACCACCCACCUUCUACGUCGGUGUCAAGUCGCUGCUGACGUUCCUGCGGGUGGAUAUGCAUGUGCUGGGACACACUGUCCUACCUGCCAAUACCGACGCUCGGGCGAAGUUUCUGGAGAGGAAUGGCACAGACGCCAUUCACUCGACGCAGGCGUUUUCCAGAAACUUGGCUAUGCCUCGCUGUGUUAUGCUUAUGGCCGCAUUGAUUGUGAUGGUCAAGUUGCGGUAUGGUCUUGAUGGCAUUCACCGGAAAGAAGUGCCGUCGAUGGUAGGGGGACGACAGGUCAUCUCGGGUGCGCCGCCGCACGAAGAAGCAUGGCUCGAUGCGCUCUGCGCGCUACAUGGACUGCCCAGUGAUCGCGUGUGGAAAACGAGUUCCCCUGUCUUUGCUCCGUGGGAUGCGUCUGUCGACUUGCUUUCUCUAAGUGAUGCACAUUUGGAUACCUACUUGACUUUUCUGGAGCAAGAGUACCUACCGAGCAACGUGCCGAGUAGCAUGCCGUUUCGGCGUCGUGACGAUGUGGACGAUUUAUUGCCCAAGCGUGUGCCUCCUCAGGCGCCGCUGGACCUUGUCGAGCGUGUGCAAAACAUGCACGAGGCAUUCCAGCGGAGACGAGCGGAACUUCUACAGGCCAUAUACCAGGACGAGGACCAUUCGCCUGGUAUUUUACCAGGGGACGCCUAUCCGACACACACACACGACCCAGGCGGUGCAAUGACUCGGAGCAUGGAGCGGAUACUGGCCAUCGGCAUGCGGAUCGUGGGGCUUGACACAGAGGUGAAACCCAACUUUGAGUCGGUGGCCUCGCACACGAGCCGCCCACGCGAGAACGAUGUGCUGAGACAAUGCGUGUUACAGUUAGAGGAGUCGCUGCUCAUGACGCUGAUGCGGGAGCGUGGAAAUAGAUAA
Malassezia sympodialis ATCC 42132 is the source of this 1005-nucleotide messenger RNA. It is a transcript of the gene RRN7, whose product is annotated as Rrn7p. Gene Ontology annotation, cellular component: RNA polymerase I core factor complex. Gene Ontology annotation, biological process: RNA polymerase I preinitiation complex assembly; nucleolar large rRNA transcription by RNA polymerase I. Gene Ontology annotation, molecular function: RNA polymerase I core promoter sequence-specific DNA binding. NCBI's taxonomy places the organism in Eukaryota, Fungi, Basidiomycota, Malasseziomycetes, Malasseziales, Malasseziaceae. The record is from RefSeq and is a predicted model, not a curated record.